AUGGAAAAUCGUGGAGCGGAGCUUAUACUUCAGGAACACAAUAUUAUCAAAUCCCUACAGCGGGGUAAUAUUUCCGAAGUACCACAACAUAUCCAACUGAUCAACAACACCUUUGUUUUGGAGCUGCUGUUUGGGAUAACCCAACUAUAUCACUUUAAAAACUUUAUUUUCUACAUAUCGGAGCGGUUGAAUCUGAAGAACAAAGAUUCUCAUGAGUUUUUCCUCGGUUUCUGGAAUACAUUUCCACUCGCUCCCAAUCUGAUCAUAACCCGGGAGUACGAGGCUCCCAUCCCAAUGAUUCAGUUCAUCAGUACUCCGUCCCUGGUAAUGAUCUACACCACCGCACGGGAUGAUCCUAUCAUGGAGCUGGCCGCACAGAGCCUUCAAGGGAUUCGGUGGCUGAAGACGAUCUUUGUACUUUUCCCCAGCUUGAGUAGCCGUGACUUCGAUUCUAAUAUGGAGUCCUUUGCUCAAUUUUCGGCCGAGAUCAAGGACAUCUAUGACUGGGUGUGGAGCAAGCAGUUUAUUAACGCGGUGAUUGUCACCAUUAAGGAUAACGUAUUCCUGCUGGAGCCCUAUCCCGCUCCAGCGGUGGUGAAUGUGACAGGAGCAUGGCAGGCCGAGGACUUCUUUAUAAAGUAUUCCAAGAACAUGAAGGGCUACGAGGUGCGAACGCCCAUCCUGUACGAUUUGCCAAGGGUCUUCAAAUCGGAUCGCCCAACCAACGGUUAUGAGAAGAACUUCGUGCACGGCACCAGCGGCAACUUGUUCCUGGGCUUCUUGCACUUCGUAAAUGCCACUCUAGUGGAUACCACAGCCAAUAUGACAACGGACUAUUUGAACAUAACUACCCUACUGGAACUGGUGGCCCAGGGAGUGUACGAGACCCUGAUCCAUUCGUAUACGGAACUUACGGUCAAGCACGUAGUUUCCCAUGGCUAUCCCAUUGGCAUUAAUGACUGCUGCAUCAUGGUUCCCUUUCAAAAUCAAUCGCCGGAGGAACAAUAUAUGAGGGAGGCGCUCCAGGGCAAUGUUUGGAUUUUAAUUAUAUUUUUCACACUGUACAUAGCCCUGGCUAUUUGGGUGUGCUCUCCGCUGAGACCUCGCGACUUCAGUGCCGCCUUUUUGCAAUCAAUUUGCACUUUAACCUACAGUGCGCCAACUUUUAUUUUACGAACGCCAACAUGGCGUAUGCGUUAUUUGUAUGUUGUGCUGGCCAUCAUGGGCAUUGUCACUUCUAACAUGUACAUUUCCCGGAUGACUAGUUACUUUACCACCGCCCCAGCUCAGCACCAGAUAAACACCGUGGAUGAUGUGGUGAAGGCCAAUCUGAGGAUCCUGAUGCUCUCCUUGGAACGGGAACGGAUGGAGAAGUCGCCGCGACAGUAUCCUCCUAGCUAUAUGCGGCAGGUGGACGUGGUGGACAAGCACGUUAUGGAUAUGCAUCGGGAGCCGUUUAACACAUCUUUUGGCUACACGGUCAGUAGUGAUCGGUGGCGCUACCUGAACAUGCAGCAGAUGCAUCUGCGGAAACCCAUCUUCCGACUGUCCGACAUCUGCGAGGGUCCCUUCUACCAUGUGUUUCCCAUGAAACUGGACUCCCAUCUCCGCUCGCCCAUGACGCAGUACAUCAUGAUUGCCCAGCAGGCGGGUCUGAUGAAUCACUGGAAGCGUGAGGCCUUCUGGGAGGCAGUGCAUCUGGGAAAGGUCAAGGUGCACUUAGUCGACGACGAGCCUAUGGCUCUCAGCCUGAGUUUCUUCGCCAGCAUGCUGCGCACUUGGACCUUUGGCCUGGUGCUCUCCGGUUUGGCCUUUGCCAUCGAAAUGAAAUGGUAUCAAUAUGCUACUCUAAGGCAGGCUCCUCAGGUGCCAUUGUCCAGGAAACGGAGAUCCUUCAUAAGACGCUUCAUGAGAUUAUGA
This is a messenger RNA of Drosophila ananassae, 1920 nucleotides long. RefSeq lists its product as uncharacterized. The record is from RefSeq and is a predicted model, not a curated record. Lineage: Eukaryota; Metazoa; Arthropoda; Insecta; Diptera; Drosophilidae. The coding region runs from base 1 to 1920 and encodes 639 amino acids. The transcript has a single exon.